Molecule: messenger RNA, 3408 nt
Organism: Tetrahymena thermophila SB210
Lineage: Eukaryota; Ciliophora; Oligohymenophorea; Hymenostomatida; Tetrahymenidae
Exons: 15
Source: RefSeq, a predicted model, not a curated record
AUGUCAUAGUUGUACGAAGAUAAAAAUCCACUAGAGGAUAAGCGUGAUGAAAAUUUCAUCCAACUAAAAUCUACUACAUAUUUUUAUGAGAUGUUUAAGAAGAAAAACCAAAAAAGCAGUGAAGUGAUACCUCAAACAAUCCUUUGGGAGUCAGGCAAUCCUAACACUUGGUUUUUCAACACUAGCAAGGGCAAAAUUCCAUAAAUACUACAUAAAAAUACUGAUAAGGUCAAUCAUUUUGAGAUUUGCAAAUUCUUUUUAGGUAUUUCUCGCCCUGAAGAACUGCGUAUCGAUAACUUAACAUCACUUUCAGAGUAUAGCAAGAAGCUCCAGCAAAAAGAACCUGUUUGUUUCAUCAGAUAUGCAGAUAAAAAGACAGAAGCUCUAAUAGGGCCUGAUCUUGUAAAAUUAUUUCUUGAAGGCAAAUAGACGGCUAACAUUUCAAUGAUUUAAUCUUAUGUUCCAAAUAAUUCAAAAGCAAAUGAAGUAUUCUACGUUGAAUAUAGGCAUGAUGAAAAUACCCUUCCUUUGGGAUUUAAGUUUUACAAAAAGAUAUUUUCUACAAAGAAGGGCUAUACAACAAGCUAGGAAUAACCAAAUAACAAUGAGAAUAAAGAUCAAAAUAUGGGAGGCUAAGGGAAAAAGGAGUCUAUCAUUAAAGGAAAAAAAUUAUUUUUUAAAUGCUUUGACUAAUCUCUCAACGUUAAGCUUUAAGAAAGUUCUAAAAGGUUAAUUGAGUUCAUAGAGAGAGCAUAUAAGUUGAAAGUUAGAAAAUUCACUCCUAAAUACAUGCUUGACAGAAAUGGCAAUAUAAUAUUCAUGGGAAUAAAACAUUUAUUUAUAGAGCUUUUUUCUUAUGCUCCUUACGAUAUUGAGCAGAUAAAAGAGUAAAAGUAAAUGACAUUUUAGGAGUUUAGAAAACUUUAUAAAAAGCAGAAAAAACACAAUUUAGUAAAAGUAGGUGGAGUAGAAAUGAAGCUACCCCAAGUUAUUUAGCAGGACGAUAAAAAAUACUCUGCUACAUUAUAUAAAAAAAUGAGAGUAGAGAAGUGUGGAGGAGAUUUCUGUGAUUAUGAGAUGCUUGAAAAAAAUACAGGUCCUCUUGCAAUGAGAAAAAAUAUUUUAGAAGAAUAUAAAAAACAUUUUGGAGUGAGAAAGGAGUAAUUAGAAAAUAUAGCAAUUAGCUUACCUUAUGAAAUAUCAAAUCAACUUAUUUUAAGAACCCGUGAGUAUGCUCUAUAAGUAAUUGAAAUCCUUCGUAAAAAUAAAAUAUUUUCUAAGGAGAGUUAAAUAGUUAAAUCUUAAAAUUAUCACUACACAAAUGAGGAUAAUUUUGGAAAUAUAGAUAUAGAAGUAGAGUACCCUUUUAUGAAAAAAUCAUAUACUGUAGAUAAUUAUGAAAAUUAAUACAAAAGAGUUAAAAUUUGCAAGUCUUGCUUCAUCAUUUAUUCCUUAACUUCGAAGUAUUUUGAUGAAAAGCUGAAAGAAAAAAUGAGAUAAACAUAAACAAGACAAUAUUUCACAAGAUAGAGCUCUGCGAACUAAUUUUAAACUAUUCAGUUUAACUAAAAUAAUGAAUAAGAAGGUUAAAAUGGAGCAGGAGAUACAAUAAAUUAAAAAAACUCUAUUAAAGAUGAAUAAAAUGCCAGAGAGUUAUUAAAAUCGUAAAGUUAAGUCAUAAUUAAGUAGAAGUCGGUAGAUCCUAAACGAUAAAAUUAGUUUAAAAUUUCAAAGUCUUCUAAAAUUUCUAUAAAUCCUCGUGAGGAUUAACAAAUACAAGAUUAACAGUAAUACUUUGCAAAAACAACUAAAGCCAGACUCUUGCCUAAUACAAGAAAAGAUAUUGAGGUGAAUAGAUUAACUCUAGGUUUCCUAAACUAUGAAAAGUUAAGAGAUUUGUAUAAAGAGCCUGCAGAUUCAAAGAUCAAAAGCUAAAUCCUUAAUGAGACUAAAGCUUACAGAAAACCAGUUGUUAACCUCCUUGAGAAGCCAAGCAAAGAUAUGAAGAGAAAAGACAUUAAUGCCGAUUCAUAUUUACUCUUUAAAAUUGCAGAGGAUAGAAAGAAUUUAAGAAGAAAUAUUAACAGCGAUUCCCAGAUGCGUUAAGUUUUACUUAACAAGCUCCAAAUAGCUCAGUAAGAAGGCUAAAAACCAGCAUUAAUAUAAAUAAACAGUCUCUAUUAUAAUCAUGCUAACUUUCAACAUUUAAGAAAACUUCAUAAGUUCAAAAUAUCAUCUCCGAUCAAUCCUUUCUUCGAUGAUUUAGAUAUUGAUAAAGUCCAAGAAUUAACUUUAGAAAAAGUAUGUGAUAUAAUGGGAUACUAAGAACCUAUAAUUGAUAGCUCUGAUAUGAAAUUUUUAGUUAUUGAUGAGAGUACUGCAAUUCCCUACUGCUUAAUUGGAGGAGAGAAAUCUAAGAAUUAAGAAAUUAAGCAAGAAGAUGAUAUACAUGAAAAUAAAUCAAAAAAUGAAUAAAAUUAUAAUAUUUCAGAGUAAUUAAAUGAUUUAGAUAGCCCAUACAAAAAGUAAAGCAGAAAUAGAGAAAAUAGUUAGCAUAACAUUGAAAAAAAUAAUGAAAUAAUUGUUUUUCUUUAAGAUUUCUUUGAUAGCUACUUUGAAUAUAAAUAGUUGUUUGAAUCUUUAUUAUAACAAAAUCCAAAUAGGAGAGUUUUGCUGUUUAACCUGCCUGGAUAAUCAUAUACGAUAUACAAUUCGGAACUAUUGUAUCCUAAUUACUAUUAGAUAGAAGUAAUUGAUAGAUUGCUGUUUAAAUUAGACCAAGAGAAGCUGAUUAACACUAAGACUGAUAAAUUUAAAUUUAUUGGAAUAGGUUAUGGAGGUUUCAUUUUGCAAAGUUAUAUGGUUUCGGCGUAUGGAAAUUUGCCUCAUUUAGGAUCUUUGCUUUUGAUAAAUUCAUUUAUAGAAGUUGACAAUAUUUUGAAGGAUACUCUUUUAAAGUCUCUAGAGAUUUUUGAGACCUGCCCUGAAGGGAUGGAUGAGCUUUCAUUCAAUUAUUUUUCAGUUAUUGUAAAUUCAUAAGCUCUAAGUGAAGAAUAAUUAAGCAUGAAGAUGAAAAUUAAUCCAAUUUUGAAUGAGGGAAGAGCAGCUAUCAUUAAAGGUUGUCUGGCUUCGUAAUUCAUGCGCGACAGGUUUGAAAAAGUCCCUGUUUCUUGCUUGAUUGUCCACACAUUGAAGAAUUGUGUAGUAAAUAUCAACUAAAGCGACUUACUAGCGAAGUACACAAAAGAUGAAGUUCAAGAUUUCUAAGCAAACUUAAUUCUAAAAAAAAUAAAUGAAAAGCAAGUAAAGCGUAAGACCAAAUAUAUAAACGGUGGCCAUUCUUUACUGGAAGAAAAUGUUGAAUAAUUAAUAGAAUUGAUUAAUGAAUUUUUGAGAGAAUAAUUUUGA